AUGACAUAUUGCAGUACGAGUGAAACUUCUAUACUUCAGAACGGCGAUGAUUAUGGUCGUAUAAGAGCUUAUAAACCAAGUUAUGAAGAAACUGAUACUCGACACAAUACAAAUUGCGAUUUAGAACCAAAUCAUACACAUUUCCUGUUAUUUGAUAAUGGUAAAGAGCAUCUCCAUCCAGAUAAAAUUUUGGAAAAACGUAGAGAAAUCGAGAAAGAACUUGCAAAAGCUUUAAAAUAUUCGAUUAUUGGUUAUGAUCCUAACAAUGGUAUGUAUUUUCUUCGAUAG
Molecule: messenger RNA, 288 nt
Organism: Didymodactylos carnosus
Lineage: Eukaryota; Metazoa; Rotifera; Eurotatoria; Philodinida; Philodinidae
Source: the annotation of a GenBank genome assembly